AUGCAGCUGGUCACGGCUUUGGUGCAGCAACGGCACGCCGCCACCCCGCAGGAGUUGUCCAACGCCCUGUGGGCGGCAGCCACCCUGAAGCUGCCACUGCCAGAACAGGAGGUGCAGCAGCUUGUGGAUGUGGUAGUGCAGCAGCGCUGGGCAGCCAAGCCGCAGGAUGUGUCCAACACCCUGUGGGCAGCGGCCUCCUUGGGGCUGCAGUUGCCUGCGCAGCAGGUGUGGCGGCUCGUGGAAAUUUUGGUGCAGCAGCGGCUCGCAGCACACCGGCAGGAUGUGUCCCAAACUCUGUGGGCCGUGGCCAUCAUGAAGCUGCCGUUGCCAGAUCAGCAGGCGCGGCACCUGGUGGAGGCGUUUAUGCAGAAGCGGGGAGCAGGCAGGGUGCAGGACGUGUCUCAAAUGCUAUGGGCCGCGGCCGCCAUGAAGCUGCCCUUGGAAGAUCAGGAGGCGCGGCAGCUGGUGCAGGCGUUCAUGCGGAACCGUGCAGCAGCCAGGGCGUGGGAGGUGGCAUCAGUGCUGUGGGCGGUGGCGACCAUGAAACUGCCGCUGCCAGGUCGGCAGGCGCAGCAGCUUGUGGAGGCUUUUGUGCAGAGGCUGCGGGCGGCCACGGCGCAGGACAUUGCCAAGACGCUAUGGGCGGCGUCAACUAUGGAGCUGCCGCUGCCGUGUUGGGAGGCGCAGCUGCUGGCAGACGAGAUGGUCGAGAAGCGGCAGGCUGCUGGGCCCGAUGACUUGACCACAGCACUACAGGCGGCGGCCAACAUGGGCUUGCCACUGUCAGACCAACACCAGCAGCUGCUGACAGAGGCGUUGGCGGCCAAUGCAGCCGGAACACACCUGCAGUUUGUGCCCUGA
Messenger RNA from Monoraphidium neglectum, 861 nucleotides. RefSeq lists its product as hypothetical. The transcript has a single exon. NCBI's taxonomy places the organism in Eukaryota, Viridiplantae, Chlorophyta, Chlorophyceae, Sphaeropleales, Selenastraceae. Gene Ontology annotation, biological process: regulation of mitochondrial mRNA stability; mitochondrial RNA processing; chloroplast rRNA processing. The record is from RefSeq and is a predicted model, not a curated record. The coding region runs from base 1 to 861 and encodes 286 amino acids. Gene Ontology annotation, molecular function: RNA binding. Gene Ontology annotation, cellular component: mitochondrial matrix; ribonucleoprotein granule.